GUGAGAGAGAGGGAGGUGGAGAGGCUGUGCUGAACAGAGGCUGGGUCAGAGCGCUCAGUUGCUUCAGACAAUCACAGGGGAGCGAAAGAGACAGCAGGAGAAACAGAGGGGAAAAAAGAGAGAUUGGGAGAACACGGCAGACAGAGAAAGAGAGCAAAAAACAGACAGAGAGAGAAAGACAGAGAGAGAGAGAGAGAGGCAGAGAGAGAGAGAGAGAGAGGAAGAUAUGUGACAGGAUGUGGUUUCCCUGAGCUUGCAGAACAUCGGCACAGGCAUACUUUGAGCAUGACCUAAACACACCGAGCGUACAAGUGUGUUUGCCGCCUGAGCUCGGCGAGGUGCUGAGGGAGAGACGACGCGAACCGCUGGAGCUGCUGAGCCGCCGAGAGAAGCCGAGGCUGCUGUGUGCCUGCCUGCCUGCCUGCCUGCCUGCCUGCCUGCCUGCCUGCCACAGGGCUGCGUCUCCCCCUCCUCCAGCCACAUCCACAGGACCCCCGUCAGCUGUCAGGCAGGACUCGAGCCCGGGCUCUCCCUCUCCGGUGACGGCCUCCUGUCAAGUAGAAUGAGCUUGUCUGCUGGUCCAGUCGCUGCCUUCGCCUCUCAGCAGUGAACUUUUCAACUCGGCUUCCUUCUGAAACAGGGUCCGUGCAGACAGACCGACACACCGCGGAGCCAUGGGCUGCGGGCUACGGAAGCUGAAGCCGGCGUCGGAGGAGAGCAGUCCGGGCAAGAUCUACUCCACUCUGAAGAGACCGCAGGUGGAGACCAAGGUGGGCGUGGCCUACACCUACCGCUACCUGGACUUCCUGAUCGGCAAAGAUGGUGGGACGUCCACGCUGCGUCUGUCCUCGGUGCGGGAGCUGCCCGGCCAGCUGCAGGAGCUCUACCAGCAGGGCUUCAUCCUGGCAGCCGUUCACCCCUUCAUCCACCCCUGUGGUCCAGAGUCCAACAGCCCCCAACACCAGCUCUACCGGGCCAUCCUGGUCCGACUCAAUGAUGGGGUGGAAAGGAGCCAGCCUGUCUGUCCGGCCUACCGUCUGCAGCUGGAGGACUGUCUGUCUGCUGAGCAGGUGCCCACCCCAGAGCUCAUCCAGGGCUAUGUCAAGAAGCAGAUCCAGGACGCGGCCGACCAGGGAGUGAUGUUUGUGGGCUUUGUUCAGGAACCCUACGGCGCACCGUGCACCAGGAUCAGAGAACCAGAGACCCCCUCCCUGUCCCUCCACUCCAGCCCCAGCUCUGUGCUCGGUUCCCUGGGCAGCUGCAGCCCCUCGAACCCCUCGAGCCCCAGGAACCACGGGGAACCAGCGGCUCAGGGAGACGUAACGGACACAGAGGGGAACCAGGGCCUUGAAGCCCCGCAUGAGGCCGGGGAGGGAGCGCCGGGCGAGGAGCAGAAGCCGAGCGAGAACAUUGGGAACCACGCAGGUACUGGCGGGGAGCGUGGCCAGGACGAGCUUUCAUCGGCCGCUUCUCCAGUAUCAGAGGGAGAUCUGGAGCACAGUGAGGACCUGACAGAGGACGACUCGAUGACUCACAAUAACAACAAAGCCAACGGCAGAGAGACGAAGGAGAGGCCGAGAUACCGCCUGCGGAGAGGCAACGGGGUGGAGCUGCUGGCGCUGUUCAACCACCCGGCCGUCCGAGAGGGCCACGUGAAGUACUACACUGUCAAGGUGCCGCUGCGGGUUCAAAACCGCGACGAGGGGGUCAAAGGAGUGGAGGCCAACUGGCUGGAUCACAUGACCCAGCACUUCAACAACGGAGCCUCGCUGGUCGAUGGAUACUUCCACCUGGGCAACGAGAACGAUUUACUGCCUAAGUCGGUGGAAAGCGUCUUCAUCUUCCAGGAGGCGACCGAAAGUGAGCUGAGCGCGGCCAACCCGACGUACGAUGCUAUCGUGGUCGAGCAGUGGACCGUCAUCGAUGGUUUGCAGGUGAAGGCAGACUACGUUCCUCUACUCCAGUCCCUCGCCACGUUUGGCUGGAGACUCACUUGUGUGCUGCCCACGCCCGUUAUCAAGACUAACAGUGAUGGAAGUCUGUCCACCAAACAGAUCGUUUUCCUGCAGAGACCUGUCUUGAGCCGAAAGAGGAGGGAAUCCAAGAAGCUGAUCUUCAAAACCCGAAGCAAGUCCAACAAGAACUGCAUCAAAGACGCAGCAAAGAACAAGAAGAAGAAAAAGAAAACAGCAGCCGCGGAGAGGGAUCUGGAAGAUCCUAAGAUUCUCGAUGAGAGGGAAAAUGUUGAAAAAGAGGAGGCCAAGAGCAGAGAUGAAAGGGCGAACACAACAGAGGUAGGAGAGGCCUGUAAAGAGGGUGAGACAGCUAAAGAAAGUGAGGCAAAGAGUGAGGGAGAUGGAAAGAUUGAUGAUGGGAUUGAAAUCGGCGUAGAGAAUGACAAAAUUAAAGAUGGAGGUGCAGAGAAAAGGGACCAAGGAGCGGAAAACGGCACAGGAGAAGACGGAGAAGAAGAAAAGCCAACACAAGAAAGAAUGGGAUCGAGAGAGAAUGGGGAGCAUUUAGAAAAUGGAGACGUGGAGGAAGUGACAGAAACCGUUGUGACUGUCGAAACAGAGAGAGAGACCAAAGACGAGGAGAAUGAGGGGGGAGUCCGUGUUGAGGCAGUGUUGGAAAAUGGGUUAGACACAGAGGAAACGAAAGAAGAGGCUGGAGAAAACGCCACCAAACCAGAGAAGGAAGAUCCAGCCGGCGUGGAGGCCAUUACUAAGGAGGUUGUGGCAGGAGCACAGGUCCCACCAGCGAAUCAAAGCGUUGAAGAGACUCAAGAGUAGUCCCGAGCGACCAAUCAAGGCUUUUCCCUACCCUACCUCUCAAAUUCCCCGACUUGAGGACACGUUCCGGCCCUGGAACACAAUGUUAUCCUUGAUCUGAAUUACAAAGGGGUUUGGAUCCCUAUCGCUGCAGCAUUCUCCACUCCCAAUGUCGUAUUCCCUGACCUUCUUCGUAUUCAAGUCCCCCCGCAAUCUGCCACAGAGUAGCUAUGGAGCAAUUCCAUGUACCCGCAGACAUCAGUCCUACUGUAUAACCCCACAUACUGAAUGUAUAUAUCCAAAACAGGAGAUGCUGAUGCAAGACGGUCACCUUGGAGUCACUGGAAUAAUUGAAGGUAUGAUUGGACUGAUGAGGAUCAACAAGCGUUAAUAGGGUUGAGAGUCUGGAAUAAGACCAGGAUCAGAUAUAGGAUGGCUUUUUUUCUUCUGCUCAAACACAAGUAGAGAGAGCAAGAGCUCAAACAGCGCAAGGAGCGUGGUAUCACUCUCACUGCCAUGCGGCACAAAACUUCAACUCGCAGGCCUAUCUAAGUUGCGUUAGACAGCCAACCUGAAAGAAAUAGAGGGUAUAACAUUCCUGAAAAUAUCAAUGGACAGGAGAGGGGCAGCAUUUGCUCGCUGUUAAAGAAAAGGGUGACGCGCCCGGAAAACAGAAGAUGUGGCCACUAGAAAGUGGGAGAAAAGAGCACUGAGUUUUAUUUUCUUGUCCAAGAGCUCUGCCUAGACAGUGCACGUCUCAAGGGCUACUUUCCCCUGACACUGGAUCAAUUCGAGUGGCCUCUUCAGUUUGUGAAACCGAGGAUGGUGCCCACUGUCAUUUAGAAGGGACGUGCAGCUGCCGCGAGCACACCGUCGAAAAGAACCGAAUCGAAGACGCAGGUUGUGUCGCGGAAGGUGCAAAAGGCGUCCUGUGUGAGCACUGACUGUAUCAUGAUUUCCUGUUCCUUUGUCCUGUGUGCCACAGUUUCGUCUUGUUCCAGAGGGAAUUCGGAGGAGAACUCCGGUAGAGGUGAUAGUAAAGGCGUUUGUUGCGACAGGCAAUCCAAAGUAAGGUGAAGAGAUAAUUGUUUACGCUGAGCUCUAAGCCGUCAAGUGCUUCAAAGAGAGCCGAUAAUCACUCUUUGGUGUAGUGUGCUAAGCUCACCUUGCAUACAGAAUGUUCCAUAUUGAAGCCAAGUUAGAUAAGGAUGUGAAAUUCAGCUGAAUGUUUGCAGCUCCGGGGCAGAACCCAUAUUUAGACACACCGACUUACCUUUUAGAGUUUACAUAUUGUGGCGCGUGUUUCUGCCCAAAGUUUAGUUUUUAAGUACAUUUCCAAUUAAUGGUCAUGAAUAAAUGUAGUCGUCAAAAUAGAAGUAAGGGGAAGCUGCGUAUUCAGGGCCAAGGCUGGCUAUUUACUGAGACCAAAAUAGAGACAGGAGGAGAGAGAAAUUGAGAGAGAGAGACUGAGCGAGAGAGAGAGAGAGAGAGAAAGCAUUAACGUGAGAUUGAGAAAGAGAGAGAGAGAGCGACUGCAGCACAUAAGAAAGUCAAUUUAAAGAAAUGAAUAGGCUAAUAUAAAAUAAUGUCCAUUUUCAUUCCACGUCCCCCCGUCGACAUUUCUUUCAUUACUUUACCUCCGGCUUUUUAAGCACCUCUUAACAGGCAUCAUUUCUGACAAUAACCAAGUCAUAAUGUGUUGUUUCAUGCUAUCAUGUUACUUUCCAUUUAAAAGUGUGCAUGUGUGUGAAAGGGGUGGGGGUGGGGGGGUAUUCAUGCCAUAUAGCUCUCAUUAGCUCACUAAUGGAUUUUGUCAGUGGGGUAUCUGUCAGGGAUCAUACAUUUAUAAUGGGGGUCACUUAUUGGGGGAGCUAUUGACAGCAGAACACCUCAGCGUGUCGAAUGAAUAACCUUCUCAUCUAAAGCUGAUGUCACAUGGAUUGAUUUGCACUGGCAGAAUAUAACCUGCAUUUAAAGAGGUCUGUUCCAAAAUGCUACAUAUCCACAUAAAAAAAACAACAUUACCUACAAUUCAAGACACAAUAUGCCUGAAAUAUGUCCCAUUUGUAAAAAAAAAAAAAAAAAAAAAAAAAAAAAAAUAUUAUUUUGUCAAUCAAGGACUCAAACUACCUACUGUCCUGAUGCAUAAGGACAUAAUUUAUCAUACUUUGAAUCUUUUAUUGUGUAAGAAGAAGUGUCACCUUCUCCCAUGGUGGAUAUCUCAUUUUGGGAUGCAGCUCUUCAUUUUCAGACACGUAUGAUUGAUGAUGUCGAGUAAGUGCGCCCCGUCUGGUCGAUUACGUCAUCGCCCGUUGAGAUUUUUUUAUUUUGUUUUAUUUUAUUUUGUUUUCAAUGUACAAUGGAAAUUGUUUUGUGUAGAGUAGAAUAUAAAACUGUGACCAGUUUAGCCUUAUUACUAUAUUGUAAAUGACCCACGAGUCCGCUAUUAGAAAUGUCUUUUAGAGGCACAGUUGUGAUUUAAGUGUUAUAUGUUUGUUAUAGUCAAACAAGAAAGUUAUGCUACAGUCAGUGUUGGUAUUUUGAAGGUAACUUUACUGUUCCCUGUUUGAUUAUGGAAACCAGAAAGAGGGAAAAUUGUCCUGAUUGAAGUGUUUUAAGAUUUGAAGAUGAGCUCUGUGUUUGUCUAUAUGAAGGUAAUAUGUUUGGGAUGUUUUUUGUUUUUGUUUUUGUUUUUUGAAGAUGUAACUUUUUUUUUUUUAAUUUCAUUGUGAUCGUUCUGUUCUUUGUGUUGAUUUGAGUCGGCUUUGUGUUGCCUCUGCUGUUCUGCUAAAGCUUGCUGCAGCAUAUUUCUGAGUGACGCUUCGAGCUACCUCGCGAGGGCUGCCGUGGGUUUUGACCGCGGGAUCGCCAUGUGGUGACCCGCUGCAACAUAUGCUCCUUGUCCUCCUGCCCUCCAAUAUGAUGGAGCUGAAACCUGUGAGCGUGAGGUCAUGGCUAAUGGCAGACAAGGUCAAGGGUCAUGUUUGAACCAGAAUGGAUUUUCCACAGCUGUACACAGGAGUUUGCACGUCCAUGGCAAAUAACCACUCUGAUACCAAGUUGAGAUAUGAAGUCAUAUCAUAACAUUAUCUGUGGUAUUUUCUUUUCCAUUUUUUUUUAUUCAUUUCUCUCAGCUGCUUUUAGCUUUGGGCUGUUUGAGCUUUAAUAAGCACUUAUUGGAUUUGACAAAUAUUUUAUUUAGCCCGCUGCAUCAAAGCUGGGGGGAGAAAAUGUGACGUGGUUGUCACUUUCAUAUUCCUGCAAGACUAUGACAAAUAUGAAUAAUGAAAGGCAAUAUCAGAUAACUAAAGAGAUCAUUAUGAAUAUUUGAGAAAUUUCCCCACUGAACCUUCAAUGUAUUCCUCCAGAUUUAAUCCUUCUUUUUUUAUCCAUUUUUCCCGGUGUUGAGAUAAACGUUGAGUUGUCAUCCUUCUUUUUUAUGAAUUUACUUCUAUCAGUAUUCUGCCUUUUCGCACCAGAGAGUCCAGACAUGCACUCAUUAUUCAUUUUUAUAUCUGUGACUGUGACAUAUAUUCCCCUUUGGCAUCCUGUGAAAGCAGAAAGAGCACAUUGUACUUUAGCUAUGGGAGCGGGGCUUGGAAAAUCAGUUAGCGGCGAGGUGAUCUCAUUUGACUUAACUUUCUGACUCCCACUGUAUUCCGGUUGGCCGUCCAUGAACAUGGAUUAUUGUGACCUUGACAGGAGUUGGGGCACAUUACAGCAGGCCCUGUAUCCGUCCAUCCCACUUGCAGUCAUGACCCUCAGGGCUCCAUCUUUCCCUGAUAAGAGCCGAUUGCUUACUGUGCAGUCCAACCUCUGACAUGAGUACACUCCAGGGAUUGUGAGUAACUGUGUGUUUUUUUUUUAAAGCCCUGCAUCACACAAAGAAAAUGCACAGACAGGGCGAGAAAAAGCAUGGCAGGAUCUGACACUUCAUCAGUUAAAUGGUCCUGAACCGUGUUAACUUAGCCGUCCGUGAAAAGAAAGAGACCUUUGACUAAUGCUAGACAUAAGUAUACAUCUGCGCCCCCUAUUCAUUCAUGUAAAAAAACAAAUUAUAUACAGUUUCCUGUCGUAUAUAAGCAUAAUUGUCUCUGAGCCUCAGUAGCGGCGCUGGUGCAAUCGUUUUUGCUGUAAAAAAACUAAAUGGUUCAUUUCCUGUGUGCUACUAUGAUGUGAAAUGGACAGAGUAGAAAUGACAGAACAUGAUACAAUAGGAUACAGUCCUCUUUUAUUUCCUCUAUGUUGUCACUUUAGCUUGCUCACAGCCUCUGGAAAAUGUAUUCUUAGGUUUCGUGUCUGAUGUUACAGUUUUCGUCACCUCGGCUGCCAUCUUGAAUGUUUAGUAUCUUUGAUCAUCUGCUAUUUGAUCACUUGCAUAGCAGCGUUUGCUAUCAAAGAAGAAGAAGUACUCUUUAUCUUUGCUAUCCUGAGUAUGUCCACAUUCCUAUUGUCCAUGACAUCUGUACAAUUUGUAUAUUAUAAAAUGAUUUAUAUUUAAUGUG
Myripristis murdjan (pinecone soldierfish) is the source of this 7276-nucleotide messenger RNA. RefSeq names its product raftlin, lipid raft linker 1b (gene rftn1b). The coding region runs from base 675 to 2792 and encodes 705 amino acids. Lineage: Eukaryota; Metazoa; Chordata; Actinopteri; Holocentriformes; Holocentridae. The transcript has 10 exons. The record is from RefSeq and is a predicted model, not a curated record.